AUGUCGACACGCCAACCUUCACGUGUGGUCUUCGUGGGAAACAUUCCUUAUGGCCUUACCGAAGAGCAGAUAACCGAAAUCUUUAGCGGCGCUGGACGGGUCCUCAACUUCCGCCUUGUCUAUGACCGUGAAACUGGAAGGCCAAAGGGUUUUGGGUUCGCAGAAUUCCCCGACUACGAUUCCGCUGCAUCAGCCGUACGAAACCUGAACGACCACGAGAUUAUGGGUCGCAAGCUGCGUGUCGAUUUCAGCAACGAGACUGUCAGCGACGAAGACGGUGGCAGAGAUCGUGAUGGCGGGUCGAAUCAGAACGCCCCUGGUAGCUACAACGCUCAACCUCCCAAUGGGGGAGGCUACAAUACCGCUCCCCCCGCCAGCGCCGCCCCUCCUGCUCUCGGACCCUUGCCCCAGGGUAAAGACCUUCCCCCCGAUGUCACCUGCACCGACGCGAUCUCCCGCACCCUCAACACCCUUCCCCCGGCUCAGCUUCUCGACAUCCUCCAACAGAUGAAGACGCUGGCGACGAACGAUCCUGCUAGGGCCACGGAACUUCUCAACCAAGCACCCCAGCUGAGCUACGCGAUAUUCCAAGCGCUCCUUAUCAUGGGCCUGGUCUCGCCGGACGCUAUCAACUCGGUUCUCGACAACCCGGCCGCUGCUGCUGCUCCUUCUAUGGGUACUCCCGUUGUCCCCAACCCUAUGGGCGGUGCUCCCUACGGAGCUUAUCCCGGCGCCAUAGCCACCCCCCCUGUUGCCCCUGGUCCUGUUGGAGGCUACGCAGCACCACCUGUCGCCGCGGCUCCUAUUCCAGCUCCGACUGCUGCUGCUGCCCCAGGGCAGGAUGCAGAGGCGCUGAUGCGUGCCGUUAUGGAGUUGCCGCAGGAGACGAUUGACAAGCUGCAGGAAGCGGAGAGGCAGCAGAUUUUGGCGCUUCGCGCUCAGUUUUCUGCUCAGGGCCUACGCUGAUGACAGACGGAUGAUUCAAUUAGUCAACUUCUCGUGAACAUGGGCAACAAAAUAUGUAUUGGGGCCUCAUGUUCCUGUUUUUCUGUCGUUAUGCAUUCUUUUCUAGGCUGGUCAGGCGUUAUGGUGGUGGCGGUCGGUUUCACACUCUAAAUGGGAGCAUUGCAAAGGUUCAAUAGAAAAGGGUAAAUAUCGGUGAAUUUAACAGCCACAGUCUGGAAGCUUAAACCGCUGA
Molecule: messenger RNA, 1198 nt
Organism: Neurospora tetrasperma FGSC 2508
Lineage: Eukaryota; Fungi; Ascomycota; Sordariomycetes; Sordariales; Sordariaceae
Exons: 4
Coding region: 1-966 (321 amino acids)
Cellular component (GO): mRNA cleavage and polyadenylation specificity factor complex
Molecular function (GO): mRNA binding
Source: RefSeq, a predicted model, not a curated record